GAUGAGUACCAGCCAAUCAGAGGCGGAGUAGGGCCGAUCUUUGCCGAACACUUCUUCGCCAUCUCCCAGAAACCAAAAUUGUCGGAGUACGUCCAUGCUAGCAACCUAUUGUUUUUUUUAACAGCGUUUGCUAGCAAAACAAGUGGACUUAUACGAGGUUUCAGCUUCUUAGCUGUGUUUGCUGGAUUGAUAACAACUUCAGCCCACUUGCCAACUGCAUGCAACCUUUCUCUUGACAGUGCACUGAAUGUGAAAAAUGGCUCGAGAGAGAGCAAAGAAUAACGCCAAACGCAGGAAAUCCAAAGAUUCAACCAAGAUGUUAGCAAACAAAUUAAGGGCUCGGGUGGACAUUGGAGUGGCGUUUGAAAAGUGGCGUGAACUGAAAGCAGAACAGGGGUUGAAAACUGACUCAGAAGUGGCCCUGUGUCUUCUGGAUGUAAUGAAGAGGUUGCCCACCAAUUCAACUCUUUCUGGAGACCGUGACAAAAAGAUCAAAUUCUCCCAAUCUGAAGUACAAACACUGAUCGAGCAGGAGGUUCGCAGUGCAGUGAAAAAGAAUGAAAAAAAACUGCAGAAUGUAGCAGAGGCUAUUCAGCGGCUGAAUGGUGAAUUUGACUAUGAAACCUCCAUGGAAAAACUGGAGGCCCGUGUUAAGUUGGUGACUAAGAGAGCAGAAGCCGUUCUUGCCAACGUGGCAAAGACACAGAAAAAGACUCCACUGGCAUCUGAUAAUGUGGCCGUCAGGAGGACACACUCUCAGGAUGAAACCAAGGAAGCCGCGUCACACAUAGACAAGAGCACAGAUUGCAUAGGCAAGAGCAGAGACGUCUUGCAGAUGAUGGAAACCACUAAAAAGGCACUGAAGAAGAUGCGUGCACAUAAAGUUGCUUUGACGAAUGCUAUAGCAGAUUUAAGUGAAGAUCUGCCUCUUCCACUUCCUCCUCAUGCCUCUCCUGAGAUUACGGUACAUCACAGGCGCAUAAAGAAAGAGCCAGAUGAUUGUCAUGAAAAUGGAAACAAGUUUAAGGAGUUCAAACAGCUGAAGGAGCCGAAAUCAGUUCGUGUGAAACAGGAAUGCUUCUCUCAUGAUGAUAGUAACAGUUUCAAGCAAACAGGCCUAAAGCAGAGUCCACUGCCAUCUCAUGUUACUGUGACCAUUGAAAGGAUACAGACUCAGGAUGAAACCAUGGAGACUGUGUCACACACUGAUAAAGGCACAGAUUGCACAUACAUGAACAAAGACGUCUUUCAGGAAAAUGAAAACAAGUUUAAGGAGUUCAAACAGCUGAAGGAGCCAAAAUCAGUAUGUGUGAAACAGGAAUGCUUCUCUCAUGAUGAUAGUAACAGUUUCAAGCAAACAGGCCUAAAGCAGGAAAAUGAGCCCAAGUGUGAGGGUGUGAAACAGGAAUGCGUUUCUCCUGUCGAUCGUAACUUUCUCACAGACUCAGAGCUGGAAGAGGAUGAGGUUGCCUAUCCUCCUCUUCCCACUACCACAUUUCCCUCCAUCAUGAACAUAGAGGCUGCCUCGUACAACAUACCAAAGAGACUACUAGUACACCUGGCUCUCAUCAAGCAACCUGCUGGCCUUUCUGUGCUCUGGAACGUGGAGGAGGAGGACCCUUCAGGUCCACCCAUGGAUAGUUACAGCAUCUACAUAACCACGGAAAAAGUUAAGGGUUGCGGCAUCUUCAAAGAAUGGAAAACCCUUGAUGAGGUGAGGGCCAGCCCUCUGCCCAUGUAUGCAUGGAUCCCCAAGUACAAGCCUGGGUACAAGAUGUGUGUUGCUGUUGUGGGCAAAGACAAGUUUGGCCGGUAUGGACCCUAUAGUGAAGUUGUAACUGCAGUCAUACCUGAAUAACUGGGAGGAGGAUAUGGGAAGCAACUACUGCCUCAAUAAGAACUGUUUUCAAGUGCUUCAUAUAUUACAAAAGAAGCAGCCAUGCUUGAAGCUUUUCAUCCUUUCCUUUCAAUUUGUUUGUUGGUCCUCCACUUGGGCAGAAGUAUUUAUAUUAUGUGUUUAUUCUGCGUUGAGAGAGGACACACACCACACACACAGAUUUCAACAUUCAAUAGUUACUGUUUAACCCAUAUAACAGCAGGUC
Messenger RNA from Scomber japonicus (chub mackerel), 2102 nucleotides. It is a transcript of the gene atf7ip2, whose product is annotated as activating transcription factor 7 interacting protein 2. The transcript is spliced from 18 exons. Gene Ontology annotation, molecular function: transcription coregulator activity; protein binding. The record is from RefSeq and is a predicted model, not a curated record. Gene Ontology annotation, cellular component: transcription regulator complex; nucleus. Bases 257 to 1858 code for a protein of 533 amino acids. NCBI's taxonomy places the organism in Eukaryota, Metazoa, Chordata, Actinopteri, Scombriformes, Scombridae. Gene Ontology annotation, biological process: regulation of DNA-templated transcription.